Molecule: messenger RNA, 903 nt
Organism: Tympanuchus pallidicinctus (lesser prairie-chicken)
Lineage: Eukaryota; Metazoa; Chordata; Aves; Galliformes; Phasianidae
Gene: CIMAP3
Product: primary cilia formation
Exons: 5
Coding region: 296-823 (175 amino acids)
Biological process (GO): regulation of cell projection organization
Cellular component (GO): ciliary basal body
Molecular function (GO): cytoskeletal protein binding
Source: RefSeq, a predicted model, not a curated record
UCAGGAUCCCCUCGCAGUCUUUCCUGUGACUGGGCUGCUAUGCACCUCCUUGCCCAGGCUGGGGAAGAAUAAGUCUUUGUGGCAGCAGGGAGUCAUUCAAAGAGCAGGCCCUGCCAGGACAUCCAGGGGCAACUGAGAUAUACAGCCCACCUCAGGAAGCAGCAGACACCUGAGGAGGAAGAAGAGCAGCGAGUGGUCAAACCCUCAUGGGUGAAUCACACUGAUCUCAGUUCCCUCUCCUGGUUUUACAGAUGUGCAGAAACAAAUUUGCUUUGGGUCACGCCAAGAUCAAAAAAUGUUCCCUCUCCACCUUGCUCCAAACAGGAUGGGAACCCAGCUAGCAGCCAUCAGGGGAAACCGCUUCCUAGGGCCAGGCGGCUACUGGAGUCAGGAGGAAAGCAGCUUCAGGAACUCCUUUGGAACAAAACCACUGAGCAUGAAAGGUUACGCGAUAGGAGCCCGAACGGCCCGGCGAUUCGUACCAGAGCCACGGAUGGCGACUCCCGGACCAGGAACAUACCAGCCAUUCUGCAAUAUGGAGAGAAAACGCCAGUCUAACUAUGCUCCAUUUUCCUCUAAGACACCACGAUUUCCUGAUAAACCUCCAAAGAAAGAACUUUUCCCUGGACCUGGAACUUAUGAUGCAGACAAGCGAUUACACAAAAAGAUCACUUGGCCAAUGAAGUUUGGGUCUCCAGAUUGGUCUUUAGUGCCAAUGCCAGCGAAGAGGAUGCUAAAAAUGGAAGUUCAGAAGCUGAUCGUGGACAGAGAAUUCAGGAAGUAUCAGAACCGCGUGGCCUACCUGAGUUUGUAUGAGGGCUGAACAGCGAUGCAUCCUGUGCAUGCCUGCCAUGGGCACGUCUGCCUGCAAUACUCUGCCUCCUCAAAUAAAACCUGUUCAAA